AUGCGCUAUUUACUUAAAUUAGGUAAUACUCUCUCAAGAACAAUGAGUACUUCAGGGGUUAUCGCAAACUCUAUAAAAAACAAGUUGCAAGCUGCUUUACAAACUAAGCAUCUAGAAAUCAUAAAUGAAUCGUAUAUGCACAAUGUUCCCAAAGGUGCAGAGACGCAUUUCAAAGUCGUUGUGGUAUCCGAUCAGUUUGACGGCUUAGCAUUAAUAAAGAGGCAUCGUCUAGUGAAUGAUAUAUUGAAAGAGGAAUUACAAAAUGGUGUGCAUGCGCUGUCUAUAGUUGCUAAGACACCGCAACAGUGGGAGGCCAGUGAUAAAGUUGUAGAAAGUAGUCCCAAUUGUAAGGGUGGGUUUGGUAAA
Messenger RNA from Brenthis ino (lesser marbled fritillary), 366 nucleotides. The record is from the annotation of a GenBank genome assembly. NCBI's taxonomy places the organism in Eukaryota, Metazoa, Arthropoda, Insecta, Lepidoptera, Nymphalidae.